Messenger RNA from Daphnia pulex (common water flea), 1091 nucleotides. RefSeq names its product protein obstructor-E-like. The coding region runs from base 1 to 1026 and encodes 341 amino acids. The record is from RefSeq and is a predicted model, not a curated record. Gene Ontology annotation, molecular function: chitin binding. Gene Ontology annotation, cellular component: extracellular region. NCBI's taxonomy places the organism in Eukaryota, Metazoa, Arthropoda, Branchiopoda, Diplostraca, Daphniidae. The transcript has 8 exons.
AUGUCGUCUUUCGCUGUCUGCUCGAUAACGAAAUCAGUAUCAGACGUUACUCGAAGUGAGUCUGUCAACCAACUUGGAUUUCUAAUACUAAACUUACCUACCUUAACAAUGGAAAAUCAAAAGAAAAUCCAAACGAUUUUAUUUUUAAACGUUAUCUUACUUGGAGUAGUUUCGGCUUUAUCUAAUCAAUUUGAUCAAACAAAUAUCAAUCCUAUCUCUGCUGAUAAUCCUACGGAUCCUAAUUUCACUUGUCCGGGCAAUGGAUUUUUCCCUCUCAGUCCCACUGCUUGUUCGACGACUUUCUACAACUGCGUAGGAGGGAUUGCCUAUAUUUACACGUGUCCAGGAGAAGGCAUUUUCGACCCAAGCCAAAACACAUGCGUGUCUCCAGAUCAAGCCGAGUGCACCCAAACGACGACUACAACAACAAUAACAACAAAUCCAGGGCCAUGCACAGAGGAUGGAUUCUUUCCACUUAGCCCUGAAGCUUGCUGCUCGGAAUACCUCAAUUGUUUCGCAGGAGAAGCUUACAUUACCAUCUGCCCUGCUGGCGGAGUGUUUGAUCCCAACAAGAGAAUUUGUGUACCUGCUGAUGCAGCCGAUUGUGGCUUCGUAUGUGUGACUCAAGACGGUUUCUACGAUGUUCCCGACGAGUGCUCUAAUCGCUAUUAUACUUGUCUCGAAGGCGUAGCAUACGAAAGCUUUUGUCCUGGAAAUGCCAUAUUCGACCCCGAUAGACUCGUCUGCGCUGCACCAGAAUCAGUGGCUUGCUUUUAUACGACCACAACCAGCACAACUGUAACGUGGCCUUACACAACUCAGCGUGUUACAACUACGACAUUCAGUCCACCCGUUGAAUUCGUUUGUCCCAGUGAUAACGGACUGUACCCCAAUCCCGACGAUUGUAAAACAUUUUACCAAUGCACUGGUGGAAAACCAUACAUCAAAACUUGCCCGACUGGCUUGUACUUCAACCCGGAAACACUAGUCUGCGACUAUCUCGACAACGUUCCUUCAUGUCAAUAGUUAUCGAGUCAAAAGGUCUACUCAUUUCAAAGUCGCCUGGAAACAAAAUAAACAAUUGUAAAGAA